AUGACAUCCACCCUUGACGAGCCACCAGAUGGCCUCAUCGGCGGCUACAAAGGCGGCAACUUCGUCGUUCGCAUCCUAAUGAUCGUCUUCUCCUCCAUCGCCCUCUACAACGCCAUCGAACUCUUCAUCCUCCUCUUUCUCACCUUCCAACACUACCGAGGCCUCUACUUCUGGACCCUCCUCCUCUCCGUCACCCUAGGCGUCAUCCCCCACACCGUCGGAUAUAUCCUCGAAUUUUUUGCCCUCGCUCCACUAUGGCUCGGCCUCACCCUCUCCACCAUUGGUUUCUAUUUCAUGGUUCCCGGCCAAUCCUUCGUCCUGUACUCGCGCCUCCAUCUAGUCGUCCAAAGCCAGACAGUCCUUCGCUUCGUCCUAUGGCUCAUCAUCAUCGAUGCGAUCCUCCUCCUCAUCCCGACAACAGUACUCACCUUCGCCACCGCUUACGUCCGAACAGUCCCAUUUAUCCGCGGCUACAAUGUCAUGGAAAGAAUGCAACUAGCCUGGUUCUGUGCGCAGGAAUUUGCCAUCAGCGGCAUAUACAUCUCAGAAACAAUCAAACUGCUCAGCCUAAUGCCAGAAAAGGAUCGGCGCAGAUCAAGAAUCAUGUACGAAUUACUCGCCAUCAAUUUCGUCAUCAUCCUCCUGGACGUCGGUUUACUUCUCGUCGAGUAUAUCGGUUACUACUCUCUCCAAACGACGCUGAAACCAAUGGUCUACAGCAUCAAGCUGAAGCUUGAAUUUGGCGUCCUGGGAAAACUUGUUUCCCUGGUGCAGACGCAACGGUCUCAGCCUACUUCUCUGGAGCACGAUGAGUAUCCGGGAUUCGUGGAUCCGUCGCAGUUGACCGGUGAUGUUACGCAUGCUGCGCCUAUCGAGUCUGCUGGUCGGCGCGAGUCCCGGAGAAGGCAGCGGUUUUCCUUGGGGGAUGAAUAUGAAUAA
Penicillium cosmopolitanum is the source of this 939-nucleotide messenger RNA. RefSeq lists its product as uncharacterized. The record is from RefSeq and is a predicted model, not a curated record. NCBI's taxonomy places the organism in Eukaryota, Fungi, Ascomycota, Eurotiomycetes, Eurotiales, Aspergillaceae. The transcript has a single exon. The coding region runs from base 1 to 939 and encodes 312 amino acids.